Messenger RNA from Trichogramma pretiosum, 2647 nucleotides. It is a transcript of the gene Tpr2, whose product is annotated as dnaJ homolog subfamily C member 7. NCBI's taxonomy places the organism in Eukaryota, Metazoa, Arthropoda, Insecta, Hymenoptera, Trichogrammatidae. The transcript is spliced from 11 exons. Gene Ontology annotation, molecular function: protein binding. Bases 550 to 2253 code for a protein of 567 amino acids. The record is from RefSeq and is a predicted model, not a curated record.
GGAGCACAGCAGAGCGCGCCCGAGAGAGUUUACAUGUUGUACAGGGGACGACGACGUUUGUAAGGCUGCGGCGGUUGGUUGAUACAUAUUUUUUCGUUCUUUCUUUCUCAUCGAUUGAUACGCCCGAAUCGGCGGAUCUCUCGGGGACUUCACAACACGCACGAAAUAAGAAAAAAGAGGAGUUUUUUUCGUUGGGUGUGUGUGUGUGUGUGCUUCAGCAGCGCCCGCAGAAAAGUGUCCCAAAACUUUCUCUCCGUUUCAAUACAUAUAUCCAUACUGCGUGUGUGUGUAUAAGCGCGCGGGACAGACAAUUGCAAGGCUCGCUCUCUUACAUCAGUAUAGGAUAAAAUUCGCGUGUGGUGCGUGAUUGUGCAGUGUUGCUUUCGUACAACAUUGGUUUCGUUUCUUCGUUGACCCCUGUGUCACCACUCGGCAUUCACCAUUGAUACCCAAGGCGAAACACUGCAGCAGCAGCAGGGCCCGAGCUCGUCGACAUCGACGUCGUCGUCUCGACGUCGUAGACGCAGGUCCACACCCGCUGCCAGCGAGAUGGCCGUCGACGAUCCCACGGCCACGGUGAUCGACCUGUCCAGCACGGCCGAUACCACCAGCACCAUCGGCGCUGGUGGUAUCAAGAGCAACCCGUCGCCUACGAUGGCCGGGUCGACGACAUCGCUGCCAGCCCAGGUCGAUCAAGCUGCUGCCUCCGCGCCCGCUGCCGCCACAUCCGCCGCCGCCGACUUGGACAACACGUGCAAACCCACCGAGCCCAAGAUGCUCAAACCAGAACAUCCGUUGCAAAACUCAGAAUAUACAUUCGAACCAAUCGAUUCACAUGCUUAUAAAUUCAGGUUAGCUGAAAUCAAAAAAGAAGAAGCUAACAGGCUCUACAGUGCUAAACAAUAUAAGCAAGCUCUGGUUGUCUACAAUGAGGUUAUUGAUAUGUGUCCUGAUGUUGCCAGAUAUUACAGUAAUAGAUGCGCUUGCUUUAUGAUGAUGUCACAAUACCGCGAUGCUCUGAAAGAUGCUAAAAGAUGUCUUGAGCUAGAUCCAAAUUUUGCAAAAGCCUACAAUCGCCUGAUAAAAUGUUCACUACUUACAGGAGAUGCUACAGAAGCUGAAGCUGCAAUAGCAAAGUUAGAAAAAAUUCAACCCAACAGCAGCAGCUCUAUAGCUGAAGAAUUGCAAAAUCUGGCCAAACUGAAAAGAUAUUUGACUGAAGCUGACACUGCCUAUACUUCCAAAGAUUAUCGCAAAGUUGUGUAUUGCAUGGAUCGAUGUGCAGAAGUAAGUCCAUUUUGCUCCACAUUCAAAGUUAAAAAAGCUGAAAGUUUAAUGUACUUGGAAAGAUAUUCUGAAGCUGAAAUGGCUGCAAAUGAUGUGCUUCAUACAGAUAAACAAAAUGUUGAUGCGAUAUAUAUCAGAGGUACUUGUUUAUACUAUCAAGAUAACAUAGAUAGUGCCUUAAAACAUUUCCAACAAGUCUUUCGUCUGGCUCCUGAUCACAAAAAAGCUUUGGAAACUUAUAAAAAACUCAAAACGAUAAAAAAAUUGAAAAACGAUGGAAAUUAUGUCUUCAGAAGCGAGGGAUACCUAGACGCCUACAAAAUUUAUGAGCAAGCAUUAUUGGUUGAUCCAGCCAAUAAGAAAGUUAAUGCAAAACUGUAUUUUAAUAAGGCAACAGCAGCAGCUAAGAUGCAAGAUUACAGAGAUGCGAUUGUUCAGUGCACUGAAGCAUUAAAAUUAGACGAUAAAUAUUUGAAAGCACUUCUUAGAAGAGCGUUUUCUUACAUGAUUCUUCAAGAAUAUGAAGAAGCUGUUAGGGAUUAUGAAAGAGCACUAAAGUUAGACAAAAGCAGAGAAAACAAACGUUUACUGAUGGACGCACAGAAAGCACUGAAAAAAUCGAAAAGAAAAGACUACUACAAAAUUCUAGGAAUUGAAAAAAAUGCCAGCACAGAAGACAUUAAAAAAGCUUACAGAAAAAGGGCCAUGGUUCAUCAUCCAGAUCGUCAUUCCAAUGCUAGCGAUGCUGAGAAAAAAGAACAAGAGAAAAAGUUCAAGGAAGUGGGCGAAGCUUAUGGAAUUUUAUCGGACCCUAAGAAACGUUCCAGAUACGAUAAUGGUCAUGAUUUAGAAGAUAAUGAUUUCAAUUUCCAAGAUAUGGAUAUGGAAUCUAGAUUUCAAUCGUUCUUCGAAAACCCAUUCGCCAAUGACUGUGGAAGAGGUGGUUUUCGGUUCGAAUACCUCUAAAAAUUUUUUAAACUUUGUAGAUUUUACUAAUGCAAAACCUUGACAUGUAUAUUAGCUAUAUAUCAAUAACUAUAAAACCUUAGGUAAUAUUACUUUGUUGCAAAUCUUGCAUUGUUCAAUCUUUAAAAGAUAUGAAGUUUCAAAAACCAUUUUUGUAAAUUUAAGUUUUUAUGAGAUAUUAUAGAGGUAUCUUGAACAGCUAAAAAUGAAUGGGUUAAUUUUGCAAGUACUGAAUUAUGAAUAAAUUAAUGCCAGUCUAGAAAAUUUGUAAACUUAAUUUAAUGCGAAAAUGGUCUCAUUCUUGUAUACAACUUGAACUUUUCGCCGAGAAAUAAACAUGUAAAGUUGAAAUUAAGUUGAUUCAAUCAAUUAUAUGUAUUCAGAUUGAAUUCAA